CCUGACCGUUGUUCUUUUCUCCAGUGAAUCUUAAUUUUUGUUUCUCAGGAAACUACUUCGUUCGAUCCUCUUACUAUCUUUAGCGCCCGUAGCUACAUUACCUCGUCAUUUUUGGAACGAUUUGGGAACGAAAUACUUGAGGCAACAGACCGCGGCAAUGGCAGAGCAUGACCAUGCGAAAAUAAGCGGUGCACCGCUUCAAAGUAAUAACGAAAGUUUGAGGGCGUACUUAGCAGACCUGACUGAGCGAGCUGCCGCCAAGGAUGCUGUCAAAGAUUUCAACGCUGCUGCUGAGCUUUAUUCUGAGGCUACAGAGCUCCAGGCUAAGUUGAAUGGGGAGUUGUCGCUUGACAAUGCCGACCUACUAUAUUCCUAUGGUAAAUCUCUCUACAAUGUUGCUGUGAGCAAGAGUGAUGUCCUUGGUUCCAAAGUGGCCGGAGAGAGUCAAACGCAGGUACAUGAUCCGUUGACUGUGAAUACUUCCUCGUCUGGGACAACACCUGGGGGUGAUAGCCUUGUUCAGGAUGCAAUUUCGAGUGGCCUAGCGCGGAAGGAGGCGCUUGCUGGAAAGGCGCAGUCCCGGAAGGUCGAGAACAAGACAUAUUUUCAGUUCACAGGAGAUGAGAACUUUGACGCCUCUGAUUCCGACGAAGAAGACAAUAGCGAUGGUGACGGUGCCGAAGAAGAUGAAGAUGACUUCGCCAAUGCUUUCGAAGUCCUUGACCUCGCGCGUAUACUCUACCUCAAGAAACUAAACGCAACAGAAGAAGAAUAUGGAAAAGGCAAAACCACAGAUCUGCGUCCUCAUACCAAACAGAUCAAGGAGCGCCUCGCAGACACGUACGAUCUCCAGGCUGAGAUUUCGCUAGAAGCUGAACGUUUUACGGACGCAGUGACCGAUCUCAGAACGGCACUCGACUUGAGACAAUCUUUGUUUCCAAUGGAGGAUCCAUCGAUCGCGGAAUGUCACUAUAAGCUUUCGCUUGCCCUGGAAUUCGCGUCUGUUAACAAGGCAGACGACGAUUCUGCUAGUGGCAAGAGCGAUAGGACGACCGACGAGGAAAUGAGAAAGGAAGCAGCGAGACAAAUGGAAAAAGCGAUUGAAAGCUGCCAAGUGAGAAUGGCUCAGGAACAGAAGAUACUAGAUAAUAAUAGUACUAUGGAGGAAGACAAAGCAACCGCUAUGAAGAGAAAAAUAGCCAAUGUGAAGGAUAUCAUAGCAGACAUGGAGCAAAGGCUUGUUGAUCUGAAGUGCCCCCCGGUAUCACUCGAAGACAACGAGCAGAAAAAUGAUAUGUUGAAAGGUAUCCUGGGUCAGAUAAUGGGGCAAUCUCCUUCGGAGCAGAUGGUACAGUUGGACAAAGUCUCGAAGGGGGCUAAUGAUCUCUCUGCGUUUGUCAAACGGAGAUCAGGUAGUAACCAACAACUGGUAUCUACACAGAAGCGCUCAGCUCAGGAAAGUGACCAGGAAGGAGAUGUGAAAAGAACACGAGUCGACAACACAAAUGGUUCCCCUACCUAAGCAUUCAAAUAUUAAUUACUGCUUUACUAACCAUCUUUCUCAUUCGCUUCUGUCGGCGUUGACACAUAACGAAUUGGCUCUAUACCACAAAAAUUUGCAAGGACUAAUUACUUGGGGCAAAAAAGCAGAUACCCAGUCCAGCAGAUUUUCAAACUUAUGGGAACCAUGGGAAU
Aspergillus caelatus is the source of this 1695-nucleotide messenger RNA. RefSeq names its product SHNi-TPR domain-containing protein. NCBI's taxonomy places the organism in Eukaryota, Fungi, Ascomycota, Eurotiomycetes, Eurotiales, Aspergillaceae. The transcript has 2 exons. The record is from RefSeq and is a predicted model, not a curated record. The coding region runs from base 158 to 1522 and encodes 454 amino acids. Gene Ontology annotation, cellular component: nucleoplasm. Gene Ontology annotation, molecular function: histone binding. Gene Ontology annotation, biological process: CENP-A containing chromatin assembly; DNA replication-dependent chromatin assembly.